AUGGCUCGAAAAACUGUAAACAAGGGGCCAAGGGAACUGUGGUCUGAGAUCGAAACCGAAACGUUUGUUGACCAAUUCAUCUUAAACAAGGAUGUCAUUGAAGGUGCUUUUGAUAGUGGUGUCCCUAGAGAAGCUAAAACUGCGGCGUGGGAAAGUAUAGCACACGUUCUUAGAACAUCCUUUGCUGAAUCUAAACCAAGAAGUGUUGAAGAACUGAAAAAGAAAUGGAAUAAUUUGAAAACGGCAGCAAAGAAAGAUAUUGGGUUAUAUGUCAACUCACUUAAGGGGACAGGUGGUGUCCCAGCAUUUCAGCUGAAGCCACUGUACGAGAAACUUAACAUACAUGUUUUUGAGAAAGACAACCCAUGUCUGCCAGGAGAAAUAAUUCCCGUAAGUUGA
Daphnia magna is the source of this 399-nucleotide messenger RNA. Its product is annotated as nuclear apoptosis-inducing factor 1-like. The record is from RefSeq and is a predicted model, not a curated record. NCBI's taxonomy places the organism in Eukaryota, Metazoa, Arthropoda, Branchiopoda, Diplostraca, Daphniidae. The coding region runs from base 1 to 399 and encodes 132 amino acids. Gene Ontology annotation, cellular component: nucleus. The transcript has 3 exons.